UGACUCCUCUCUCCCUCUCUCCCUCCCUCUCUCUCCCCACAGUUCCGGUACGGGUCAAGUGGUGAGAAGGGACCGCCCAUAUCAGCGCAGGAAGCCCAAGCCCAGGCCAUCCUUCAACAAGCCCGGAUCUCCAUGAGAGGUCCAUCCGGUCCGAUGGGAUUGACCGGGAGGUCUGGUCCUGUGGGAAUCCCGGGCAGUCUGGGUCUGAAGGGCGACUCCGGUGACAGCGGCCCCCAGGGUCCGCGUGGAAUCCAGGGAAUGACGGGCUCCAUCGGGAGGUUCGGAAAGAGGGGACGACAGGGAGCAGACGGUUCCCGGGGAAUGCCAGGAGAAACCGGAGGCAAGGGUGACCGUGGUUUUGAUGGUUUGCCCGGACUUCCCGGAGUGAAAGGCAAUCGGGGAGAGACGGGAGGGCAGGGACCGCCGGGAACCACAGGAGAGGAUGGCAUGAGGGGAGACGACGGAGAGAUCGGGCCACGUGGACUGCCCGGAGAAUCUGGUUCCAGGGGGCUGCUCGGACCACGAGGGUCACCUGGACCAUCCGGACAACCCGUACGUCACAGAACCUCCAUCAGGGAGG
Molecule: messenger RNA, 580 nt
Organism: Amblyraja radiata (thorny skate)
Lineage: Eukaryota; Metazoa; Chordata; Chondrichthyes; Rajiformes; Rajidae
Product: collagen alpha-1(XI) chain-like
Exons: 9
Cellular component (GO): extracellular matrix
Source: RefSeq, a predicted model, not a curated record